This is a messenger RNA of Leptosomus discolor (cuckoo roller), 1161 nucleotides long. The record is from RefSeq and is a predicted model, not a curated record. Lineage: Eukaryota; Metazoa; Chordata; Aves; Leptosomiformes; Leptosomidae.
UUUGAUGCCGAAUUUCGCCGCUUCGCCAUGAAGCGCUCCGGCGCUGGCAGCUUCCAGGACUUCUACCACCUGCUGCAGACGGUGCACCAGAUCCCGCGUGUGGACGUGCUCCUGGGCUACACGGACAUCCAUGGCGACCUCCUGCCCAUCAACAACAAUGACAACUACCACAAAGCCCUGUCUUCUGCCAACCCCCUUCUUAGGGUCAUCAUCCAGAAGAAGGCAGAGUCUGAUGCUGGUGUCUUCACUUCGAACUCGUUGCAGCGGAAGAAGAAAGGGCUGCUGCGCCCCGCACACUACCGGGCCAAGCCUCACCUCCUCAUCGGCAUGCCGCAGGACUUCCGCCAGAUCUCCUCCAUCAUCGACGUGGACAUCCUGCCCGAGACUCACCGCCGCGUGCGGCUCCACAAGCACGGCUCCGACAAGCCGCUGGGCUUCUACAUCCGUGAUGGCAUCAGCGUGCGUGUGGCCCCACAGGGCGUUGAGAAGGUGCCUGGCAUCUUCAUCUCCCGCCUGGUAAAAGGUGGCUUGGCUGAGAGCACGGGGCUGCUGGCAGUGAGCGACGAGAUCCUGGAGGUCAACGGCAUUGACGUGGCCGGCAAGUCCCUGGACCAGGUGACGGACAUGAUGGUGGCCAACAGCCACAACCUCAUCAUCACCGUCAAGCCUGCCAACCAGCGCAACAACGUCAUCCGCAGCAGCAAGGCCUCAGGCAGCUCGGGCAUGUCCACGGACAGCACCCCUAGCCAGCAGACCCCCAGCCCAGCCUCCCAGUACCUGAGCAACUACAGCACGGCCGAGAGUGAUGAGGAGGGUGACCUGGUCAUCGAGAGUGACAGCGUGCCCCACUACAUCCCCGAGGGUUACCCCAACGGAGGCCCCACGGACAGAUCCCUCCAGCGGAGCCUGUCCCCGCACAGCUCGCGGGGCUCCCUGCAGUCCCUCGGCAGCUCCCUGGCCGGGACAGCAGGCAGGAGGACAGCACUCUCCUCACCCUAUAGCCGUGGGGUCCCGUGCCACCCUUGGUGGCCGGCUGGGCUUCUGUGUAGCCAGGCUGGUUGUGGGCACCAGGGCGAUGAUGGGGCCAGUGGGCAGGGGUGGAGUGGGGCUGCCCACUGCCCUCUCCUGCCACCCGUGUCCCUGGGGGCACUGCCCCUCUGA